Aspergillus versicolor CBS 583.65 is the source of this 3870-nucleotide messenger RNA. RefSeq lists its product as uncharacterized. Bases 1 to 3870 code for a protein of 1289 amino acids. Gene Ontology annotation, molecular function: 5-oxoprolinase (ATP-hydrolyzing) activity. Gene Ontology annotation, biological process: glutathione metabolic process. The transcript has 6 exons. Lineage: Eukaryota; Fungi; Ascomycota; Eurotiomycetes; Eurotiales; Aspergillaceae. Gene Ontology annotation, cellular component: cytosol. The record is from RefSeq and is a predicted model, not a curated record.
AUGGGAUCGAUCGGAUACACAGCGCCAGUCGGCGACAUUAAAGUUUCAAUAGACCGCGGUGGCACAUUUACAGACGUCGUUGUCAUCUAUCCCGAUGGCACCGAGAAGGUCUUCAAGUUAUUAUCCAGGGACCCAAAGAACUACCAGGAUGCCCCGAUCGAAGCCCUACGGAGGAUCGUGGAGGAGGCAACUGGAACCAGUAUUCCCAGGGGCGUGCCGUUGGAUAUGAGUUGCAUAGGCUCCUUAAGAAUGGGAACGACAGUGGCUACGAAUGCUUUACUUGAGCGACAAGGUGCUAAAACUGCGCUGUUCAUUACACGCGGGUUUCGAGAUCUGCUCAAGAUUGGAAACCAAUCCCGACCAGAUAUGUUCGCGCUGAACGUAAAGAGGCCCGACUUGCUGUAUUCCAAAGUCGUGGAGACCCCUGAGCGUGUGACUUUAUAUGAUUCGACAUCAUAUAGAAGAACCGGAGAGAACCAGCCUAAAGAGGCCUGCAAUGGCAAUUCCUCUACUCCUCAGACAAACGACGUUGUAAUUGGUCUAUCAGGCGAAAGAAUCCGAGUCCUCGAGAAGCUGGACAUGGACGUAACCAAACAUGCCCUCGAACAGACAUACGCCGAGGGAUUCCGCAGCAUCGCGAUCUGCUUCCUGCAUUCGUACACAUUCCCAGACCAUGAACUGGCAGUUGCCGAAGAAGCCAGGAAAAUUGGAUUCACGCAAAUUUCCAUCUCCAGCCAACUAUCGCCAGCAAUCAAGAUGCUCUCGCGCGCAAACUCUGCCGUUACAGAUGCCUACUUGACACCGGAGAUCCACAGCUACCUUGAGGGGUUCAAGGCCGGUGUUGACUCUAAGAGCCUGCAGUCUGUCAACUGGCGGAUCAUGCAGUCUGAUGGCGGCUUAGUUCACCCGUCAAAAUUGUCGGGGCUGAGGGCAUUGCUGUCUGGCCCUGCUGGAGGCGUGAUAGGCUAUGCACGCACUUGCUAUACGUCUCAAAACCCAAAGGCAGUCGUGGGUUUUGACAUGGGAGGCACAUCAACAGAUGUAUCCAGGUAUGCAGGAGCCCUAGAGCACGUAUUCGAAUCUACCACUGCCGGAGUCUCCGUGCAAGUUCCACAACUCGACAUCAACACCGUUGCAGCCGGCGGCGGCAGCGUGCUGGCAUGGCGGAAGGGGAUAUUGGCCGUUGGACCACAAAGCGCUGGAUCCCACCCUGGCCCUGCGUGCUAUCGCAAAGGAGGCCCGGCGACUAUUACAGACGCGAAUCUGGUCCUUGGCCGGAUUCUACCAGAGCGCUUCCCGUCUAUCUUUGGACCGUCGCAGGACCAACCGCUUGAUGUUGAUGCGUCCUAUGAUAAGCUAGCGGAGCUGGCUCAUGAGAUCAAUCUUGACCAGGGAACCUCACUCACUGUGCACGAGGUAGCGAGUGGUUUCAUCACGGUGGCCAACGAGACGAUGUGCAGGCCGAUUCGGGCACUCACUGAAGCAAAGGGGUAUGCAGCAUCAGACCACAUCCUUGCUGCGUUUGGAGGUGCUGGAGGACAGCAUGCCUGUGAUAUUGCUCGGGCACUAGGUAUAUCGAGGGUCGCGCUACACAAGUACUCAUCCGUUCUAUCUGCGUACGGGAUGGCACUCGCAGAUACAACCCAGGAAGAAAGAAAGCCAUGCUCUGAGAUCCUGUCGAACCCUGUACAACCACAUAUAAGAGUCGAAUUUGACGACCUCGAGGCGAAGACAACCAAGUCUAUCCGCGAGAUGGACCCAACAUGCAAGACCAUCGAAUCGAACUACUUCCUCAACCUCCGAUAUGAAGGGAGUGAUACAUCCCUUAUGAUCGAGAAGCCGAGCCAGUCGUGGGACUUUGCCACGAAGUUCACGGAGCAGCAUCACCACGAGUUCGGAUUUACACCCACAGGACGAGCCAUUAUCAUAGACGAUAUCCGUGUCCGAACAACAGCGAAGACCAUCUCAACCGACACAGCUGGCCUGAGCGAGCUGGACUCUAUAAAAAUAACCCAAGAAGCCCACUCGAACAAGACCACACGCAUGUUCUUCACCGAAACAGGGCUCAUCGACGCCCCAAUGUUCCACUUACAAGAUAUCAGCGCCGGACAGACAGUACGCGGUCCAGCGGUCGUCAUCGAUCAGACACAAACAAUCGUCAUAACGCCGAAUGCCACCGCAACCGCCCUCUCAUCUAUGCUGGUCAUCGACGUCGAGAACCCCCCUGCCACGGACGCAGACACCGUCAUCGACCCCAUCAGGCUAUCUGUUUUUGCAAACCGGUUUAUGGGAAUAGCCGAACAGAUGGGCCGUGUGCUUCAGAAGACAUCAGUCAGCACGAACAUCAAAGAGCGCCUCGACUUUAGCUGUGCCAUAUUCUCAGCGGACGGCGGACUCGUGGCGAAUGCGCCCCAUGUACCGGCGAUGCUGGGGAGUAUGGCGAACUCGGUGAAAUGGCAGAUACAGCAUUGGGAAGGGAAUAUCAAAGACGGGGAUGUGUUCCUGAGCAAUGCACCUGCGUCUGGUGGUGCCCAUUUACCGGAUUUAACAGUCAUUAGUCCCGUGUUUGACGCUGCAGGAAAGAAGAUCCUAUUCUGGACUGCGUCGAGAGGACAUCAUGCAGAUGUGGGGGGAAUCGUCCCUGGGUCUAUGCCCGCUACGUCGAAAGAGAUCUGGGAGGAGGGGGCCGUUAUCGAGAGUAUCAAGAUUAUUGAGAACGGAGAGUUUCAGGAGGAACGCUUAUAUGAGGCUAUGGUGACGGCGCCGGGAAGGUAUCCUGGGUGUGAAGGGGCACGAUUGUUCCAGGAUAAUAUUACCGAUAUCAAGGCCCAGACUGCGGCGAACCAUAAAGGGAAUAAUCUUAUUGGGCUGUUGAUUCAGGAGUAUACAUUAGACACUGUCCUGUUAUACAUGGGCGAAGUGCAAAAAGCCUCAGAGAAUGCCGUGAGAGAGCUGUUCAAGAAAAUGGUCAGAGAGAAAGGCCAAACCGUCUUCGAAACAGAAGAUUUUAUGGACGACGGUUCAUGUAUCCACUUGAAGAUCACAAUCGAUCCAAGCUCAGGAAGCGCAGACUUUGACUUCACAGGAACAAGCCCUCAAGCAUAUGGAAACUGGAACGCCCCCACAGCCAUAUCCAACGCAGGAAUCAUCUACACCCUCCGAUGUCUCGUUGACGGCGAUAUCCCCCUGAACCAGGGCUGUCUCCUCCCCGUCAACAUCACUAUCCCAGAUGGGAGUCUCCUCGCACCAACAAAGGAGGCAGCUGUGGCAGCAGGAAACGGACUCACCAACCAACGCCUUGUUGACAUUAUCCUCAAGGCCUUCGAGGUCUGUGCCGCAAGUAACGGAUGCAUGGCGAACUUUACCUUUGGAGUUGGACAGAAGGAUGGGUUUGGAUACUAUGAGACCAUUGCAGGCGGUAGUGGUGCUGGGCCGACAUGGGUUGGCGAGGAUGGCAUUCAUUGCCAUAUGACGAACACACGUAUAACAGACCCCGAGGUGCUGGAGCGGCGGUAUCCAGUCUUGUUGAGACAGUUUAGUCUGCGCAAAGAUAGUGGUGGGGAUGGAUAUUUUAGGGGUGGUGAUGGGAUUAUCCGUGAAGUCGAGUUUCUUAUUGACAUGCACGCCGGGAUUCUUUCUGAGCGGCGGGUCUUCCAGCCAUAUGGCCUUGCUGGUGGGAAGCCGGCUGCAAGGGGCCUGAAUUUGUGGAUCAGGAAUACUGGACAGGUUAUCAAUGUGGGUGGGAAGGCGUCGUGCUAUGUCAAGGCUGGAGAUCGGCUGCGGAUUUGUACACCUGGUGGAGGAGGAUAUGGAUCUCCAGAGGAUACUGAUGGCAAGGUGAGCUUGAAGAGGAAGAGUAUAUCUGAGUAG